Molecule: messenger RNA, 755 nt
Organism: Bursaphelenchus okinawaensis
Lineage: Eukaryota; Metazoa; Nematoda; Chromadorea; Rhabditida; Aphelenchoididae
Source: the annotation of a GenBank genome assembly
AUGCAAACAUGGGCACCAGAGAAGUCGCAAAUGUUUUCCUUAAGCCUUUCCACACCGCUUCAAGGCUUAUUCACAAAACAUUCCCAUUUAAAUGUCUACGACCGGUUGAGUAUUGCUUGUGAGUAAGUGGCUUAUGAUAACUAUUUAACUAUGUUUAUUAUAAAACAUGUUAAUAAAGUAUAAUAAAACAUGAGGUUAACGGGAAAAUCUAUUAACCUAAUUUUAAAAUUUAAUAUGGUGAAUUAAUUAUAAAAUUUUUAAACGUUAUUUAUAAUUUAGCGCUCAUAAACAGUUUGUUUUUUGCUUAAAUAAGUGUCCUGAAUCUAAGUCACGCCAAGUAUUGGAAGCAGGUCAAAGUUCAUGGUCUUUUAUUUGUAACUCGUUCGAAGAUAGUACAGGUAUUGCAGUUUUUAUUUUGAUAUCAUUGUAAACCUUUUAUAUUUUUAUGUAAACAACUGUAAAGUCUUCCAAAUUCAAAUUUGAUAUUUCUUGCAGACUUCCAGGACGAAGUUUUACCGUGUUGGCAAGCUCACGGCGAGCUCAUUUCCACCAAAUGCCAUAUACAUGCUGUUAUGGUGCACAGCAGUGUAAUGGAUGUUAUCCAAAACGGAUGGUCCGACCCAACCUCGACGUUAGACGAUCUGUGUCGUAGUGUUACGUUGUACGACAAGUGCUACAUCGGACAAAGCGAUGUGCUUUGCGGACAAAAGGGUUGGAAGUUUCUGUUACAAUUAAACACACGUAACUCAAUGUAA